AUGGCCUCACCACGGUCGCCUGCAGCUUCAGCCAGCAGCGCCGGCUCGAGGCAUUCAUUUGAGCAGGACCGCAACCGCUCGCAGACGCUCGAGGGUCUUGUGAGCCACUUUGUUGCUGCAAAGCGGUCCCUCAACUCGCAAACAGUGCUCUGGCGCGCCAACGAAAUUGUGACGACAGCACGCGAGCUGCUCGAGGAGAACGCGAUCCUUGCCGCUAAGAAUGCGUCGAUUCGAAACAUUGUGGAUCAGCAGGUAGACACACUAGAGGCUGUUCGCCGUGGUGUAGACGUAGUAGAGGCUGAGGUCCAGGCCGAGUUCAAGCAACUGCUGCACGACGUCGACACGUCCUUCGCAGGCCUCAACUCGACGCUCGCUGUGCUGCGCGAGACUCCCAUCGAGGCAGCUCUCCAGCCACCAGGCACUUCGCAGAAGCACCUCUACGACUUCAUCGACAGCACUACCGUCUCCAACCUCGAAGGCACCUUGCGCGACUGCAUAGACCGCUACAACGAGGCUUCAGCCACGCUUGGCGAGAGCAACGAUGCGUUCGACACUUCGCUCGACAAUCUACACUCCUCGAUCGAGAACGUACCCUUGGCACCUGCGACCACCUCGAAUCCGAGCCCCAUACCGAGCCUAUACCGCCAUCUCGAAGGGCACGCGAAAGAGGCAGCACAGGCGUUCCAGGGCCUGGUGCAACACUAUGAUCUGUGUGUCACGGCCCUGCGGCAUACAGAAGGAGGCUCAGCAGCUGCGACCCAGGCUACGGGCGAUGCACCCUCGCAAUCUGGGGAUGAGUUUGCUGCGCCUCCAGAGCCCAUCAGCGAGGAAGAGCGACAGGAAAUGUUGAAUGUGCUGCAGAAGGAUGCACAUGAAGUCGAGGAGGUUGUGGCGGAGAUACGAGAGAGAGGCUCGGAAAUGACCUUCCUGUUGAUCCAGAUCGAGAACCAUAUCAACCACCUCCGCAACGAAGCUUCGGCACUUUCAAGCAUCCUGCAGAUGAUCACACAGAUCACAGCUGAGGUGAAGUCUCACAUCCAGACUUCGCGCACAUUUCAUGGGUCAUGGCUGGAUGACACAAGGCCUACACUCCUCAAUGGCAUCGAGGAGUGGGAACAACAGCGACAGUUCUACGAACGUUUCGAUCUCGCCUACGCUGAGCUGCUGGUCGAGGUUUCCUCGCGCAGGAGACGGCACGAGAAGGCGAAACGCAAAGCUGAAGAAGCUCAAAAGGAGCUGGAUAGGCUUUUCACCGAGGACGAGCGGGCAAGAAAACAGUUUGCGCUCGCCCAAGGCAACUAUUUGCCCCUCGACAUCUGGCCGGGACUCAGAGAUGCACCAAGACAGUACGAGGUCAGAGCUGUCGCUGCAGAUAUACAGGACGAGGAGGAUCCACCAGAAAGAAUAGCCGCAAAAGGUCACAUUGCCCAGAGCAUACCUCAACUCGGGAGGAACGUUGUCGAACGCGCGUUGACGCGAGUGAAGAGGCGGAUGUAG
Molecule: messenger RNA, 1497 nt
Organism: Didymella exigua CBS 183.55
Lineage: Eukaryota; Fungi; Ascomycota; Dothideomycetes; Pleosporales; Didymellaceae
Exons: 2
Coding region: 1-1497 (498 amino acids)
Biological process (GO): autophagy of mitochondrion; autophagy of peroxisome; autophagosome assembly
Cellular component (GO): Atg1/ULK1 kinase complex; phagophore assembly site
Molecular function (GO): molecular adaptor activity; protein kinase activator activity
Source: RefSeq, a predicted model, not a curated record